Molecule: messenger RNA, 1046 nt
Organism: Didymodactylos carnosus
Lineage: Eukaryota; Metazoa; Rotifera; Eurotatoria; Philodinida; Philodinidae
Source: the annotation of a GenBank genome assembly
AUCGACAAAGAGACCGCAUGAUAGACAAUGCGAUAUAUAAACCUCUGUACAUGUAUACAUUUUACACUUGAAACAAUCUAUUUGUACUAUAAACAUGGCUACUUUUUCUACAACUUCUAAAUCAAAAAAUUCAUGAUGGAUUUUCUUAUAUUCGUGACAAAACGCAUAGUACCAAAAUUUAUUGGAAAUGUGAAGAAUCUCGCGAUUCAAAUAUUAAAUGUGAAGCUCGUGUGUAUACAGAUUUACUUAAUACCGUUAUUUUUGUCAACAAUAAAUCACAUUUACAUUCUGCAAAUGCUAUUAAGCUUGAAGUUCGCAAAGGUUAUGAAGAUCUUCGUUAUCGUGCAAUAAAUAGCAACGAACCACCAGCCAAUAUCGUUGCAAAUUCAUUCGGUGCACUUUCCACUCUUGCACAAGCGCAAUUACCCUCAAAACAUAAUCUAAAACGUUUAGUUAAGCACCAUCCAUCAAUUAAUGCAAUAACAAAAUUAUUUCCUACCUGUGUGCCAUCUGGCUGUUUUUUUCAUUUACGUCAAAGUCUUUAUCGACAAGUUAAGACACUUGGAUGGAAGAAUCGAUACGAUGCAGAUCCAUUAUUUGCUUACAAUUGCACUCGUGUAGCUGCAUUAGCUUUUUUACCACUACAAGAUGUCAUAGUAGGAUUUGUUUUUUUGUCUGAAGACUUAACAUUAGAUUUACAAGAUUUUUUGAAUUAUUUCGAAGACACGUAUAUCGGACACUUGCGUGCAAGCAGUGUUAGAGCAAAUCCGAAAUUUGCUGUUGAAUUAUGGAAUAUGCACAGUCGUACAGAUCAAGCAAUGCUUCGAAGCAAUAAUCAUGUUGAAGGGUGGCACAAUAAAUUACACAAAUCGUUUCAAUGUGAACAUCCUACAUUACUAUUUUCAAAAAAAUCCGGUCCCGAUCGUAUUCACACGAGGUUGGGACAUCACGCCCGACCGGGAUCGUCCCGCGGAUCUCUAGGUCUCGAUCCCGUAAAAAGUCUCGUGGGAUCGGGACAGUCCCGGAGACCUCUACUCAUGCUGUAG